This is a messenger RNA of Arabidopsis lyrata subsp. lyrata, 604 nucleotides long. Its product is annotated as putative defensin-like protein 135. Bases 223 to 495 code for a protein of 90 amino acids. The record is from RefSeq and is a predicted model, not a curated record. NCBI's taxonomy places the organism in Eukaryota, Viridiplantae, Streptophyta, Magnoliopsida, Brassicales, Brassicaceae. The transcript has 2 exons.
UGGGUCUUCCUUAGGUUACAUAUCCAAUGUAAUAAAAUAAAAUAAAACAGAAAUGGCUAUAGAACUGGUCCUUGAAACCAAAAUUAAAGGAGAUGGAUAGCUUAAAUUAGAUAUGUAUCAGAGUGAUUCAAAUCUAAUUUCUUAUAUAAAUACUUGCACACACUUUGUUCAUAUAUAUUUUCUAAGUUGUAAAACAGCAUCUACUCAUUUGUAUCAUAAAGGAUGAGUAAACCCUUUCAACUUUCGAUGGCCAUGCUAACUAUUCUCAUCAUUCUUGUUACAGGAACAGUGGUUGAAGCACAAAGAAGAAAAUGUGAUGAAAAAAUAGUAUUGCAAGUUUGUAAUGGUAAGGGCAAAAAAAAUUGUUACGAAUAUUGCGACACGAAAGAAUGUGCUGCUGCAUGUAAAAAGAAGAGGAAUGGGGAUGGUUAUUGCAAUGCCAAUGGGAAUAUCUUUACCUUGAGUCCUCAAUGCUUAUGCUUAUAUAAAUGUUGAGUUUAGAUGAUGAACGAGAGGAAGUUGAUCAAAUCAUCAAGUCACCAAGAUAAAAUGGUUGGACAUUGGGUCAAUCAAGUUUUUAAUUUUAAUUUUAAAAAACUCAUAU